Culicoides brevitarsis is the source of this 993-nucleotide messenger RNA. RefSeq names its product ATP synthase mitochondrial F1 complex assembly factor 1. NCBI's taxonomy places the organism in Eukaryota, Metazoa, Arthropoda, Insecta, Diptera, Ceratopogonidae. The record is from RefSeq and is a predicted model, not a curated record. The transcript is spliced from 4 exons. Bases 122 to 970 code for a protein of 282 amino acids. Gene Ontology annotation, biological process: mitochondrial proton-transporting ATP synthase complex assembly. Gene Ontology annotation, cellular component: mitochondrion.
GUAGGAAAAAUUAUUGGAGUCUCAGCGUUUGACACCCGAAAACGUCAUCAGAAUUAAAUGAAAAGGGUGGAGUUCAGAAAUAAUUCUAAAUUUUACUCGGUUUUUCUUGUAAAAAUUUAUUAUGGCAUUGUCACCCAUUCUACGAGGAUAUCAGAUCAAGACAAUUUUUAGAACUACAAAGUGCACCUUCAUGAUGUCUUCAGUUCGUGCUCGCUCAGAAAAGGUUAUGGCACAAUUGAAAGAAAAAAACCCGUAUUUUGAGAAAUACAGUAAAAAAAUUGCAGCAGUUCAACAAGAAUCGCCUGAAGAAUUUCUAAGUCGGUUAGAAAAGGUAGAAAAAGAUAACAAAAAACCGAAAUUCGGACCUUCUCUAGAAGGCCGUGAUUAUUCAGAGUUAUUGACGCCUAAACCUUCUUCUUCUGAAAGUAACCUAAACCAAACUGAAAAGAAAUUAUCAGAUAUUCUUAAGCUAGAGCUGCUUGAAGAUAAAAGUGCUGAAGAGAUUAAACAUAUUUGGUUGGAAUACCACAAAACAAAAGAUUGUAUCAGUGCAAUUUUGGAAGUUAAUCAAUAUGAACAACUGAUGAAUACUGCAAAAAAAUAUCCAAUUUUCGUAUUUCCAAUUCCUAGAAAUCAGGGUUAUGAAUUCAUGAUGUUUCAGUUCGCGGAAAAUACAAUUCAUUUUACACCAUUGCUUUGUUAUCAAGUACACAAAGAAAAUGCUCCAGAAUGUUUAAGUGUAACACAUUACACUGAUUUCAAAGAAAAGGGAAUAAUACUGAUGCGUGGUGAAUUCGAUUCAAAAGUGUUGUCUCCGCAAGAGGCUCAAUGUUUAGUAAACCAGCUGCAAUUAUACUAUUGUAAAAAUGAUUCAAAUAAGGCUAAACUGCUUCAAACUUUUACAAAUACUCCGGACAAAUUUGAUCAUAUGGAUAUUAUAAAAGAGCUAGAAAACAUUAAACUUGAAUAAGAAAAUAUAUUUAUUAUGUGUUU